CGAGAAUCUAGAGUAUGCGGCAACCAUGCUUGGCAUCAUCCCUCCUGCCACAACAUAUCCCCGCCUCAAAUAUGAUAUGCUUGGUUCCCGAUUCGUGCUUGAAUGCCGAAAUCUGGAGAAGGUGUGGUUCGUCGCAUAGUGUCUAGAUGCGGCGAUGUGUUCGAAAAGAGUUGGUCCGCCUAGUUCCUAAUGCCCGCCCCGCCUAUGAGAACUGGUGGUUGUCAAAUGCUUUAAAUUGACAGAGACGCAUUGUGAACACAACCUUCAGGAAGCCGACAGCCACAUUGAUUGCGACUGUAUCACACCACCUUUAAUCAACAUGGCCGCUGUAUCAAUUCGAAGGUUGACCCCGCUGGUGAACCAAGUCAAACCGAUAGCAAUGUCUGCAACACUACCCACCACCAGCACCGCCAAGCGGGAAGGUGAUAUCUCAGAUUCAUUUGUAUCCUUAUCCAAAACCAGCCGACCACCCCUACCUGAACGUUUUCUGGACCUCAAAAAGAGCCUUAUCGGCGGAAAUGAGGCCCGUGUCAUCGAGAGCUGGAAACAAGUGCUGCGACAGCUCAAGGUUGAAAACGAGACUAUUGCCAAAGCAGGACCCAGCGUAGUACCUUCCAUUGACUUCAAAAACUUGGACAAUGGCUUGGUAACUCUCCAGAGCGAGCUCAAAAAGCGGGGUGUUGCUGUUGUUAGAGGGAUUAUGCCCGAGAAGGAAGCGCGUGCAUACAAGGACGAGAUUGAGGAAUACGUCAGGCAAAACCCUCAUACCAAAGCGUUCCCUCAAAAUAACCCGCAAGUAUAUGAACUGUACUGGUCUGCACCUCAACUAAAAGCACGAGCCCAUCCGAACCUGCUCAAAACGCAGACAGCUUUGAUGAGCCUCUGGCACACAUCAGACCCCAAAAGCGAAAUUUCAAUCUCGCAGGCCCUUUCAUACGCAGAUCGCCUCCGAAUUCGCCAGCCAGGGGACGCGAGCUUCGCACUUGGGCCACACAUAGACGGCGGCAGUGUCGAGCGCUGGGAGAAACACGGCUACGGUCUAGGCGGCGUCUACGACAAAGUCUUCGAGGGCAACUGGGAGUCUUAUGAUCCCUGGGACGCCAGCACGAGAGUCGAUGCCGUUAGUGACAACUACAACGGCCUUGGAGCGUGUUCCAUGUUCCGCAUGUUCCAGGGAUGGUUAAGCAUGAGCUGGACAGGACCAGGCGAGGGCACGCUGAAGGUCUACCCCAACAUGAAACUGUCUACCGUGUACAUGCUCCUGAGGCCAUUCUUCCAAGCAGUCAAGAAAGUGGAGGAAGUUACGCGGGAGGAGUACCUGGAUGAGAAGAACUGGGAUUUUGCUGGAGAGAACAUGACUAGUGCGUUGCAAGGAGCGGAACCUGGCUUUGGGCAAGAGCUGAGCACGACAUUGCAUCCACAUCUUGAUCUGGACAAGACUAUGGUGCACAUGCCCUGGAUUCGUCCGGGAGAUUUCGUUGUCUGGCACUGCGACACCAUCCACGCUGUCGACAACGUGCACAACGGCAAAACCGACUCCAGCGUCCUGUACAUUCCAGUAUGCCCCGUGACCGAACUCAACGCGAGGCAUAUGCGGCAGUCGCGCGAGGCCUUCAUGAAGGGUACGCCAAGUCCGGAUUUCCCGGGUGGAAAGGGCGAGAGUGAGCAUGUCAACCGACCUACAACUGACUGGCUCCGGUCUUAUGCACAAGUUCAAGGGCUUCGCGCUGCGGGAUUGGAAAAGUUGGUGCCUGCAUCGAAUGAUACCGUUGGGGCACAGACGGUUACGGAGAAGGCGAAUGGGAUACUUGGCUUUGAAUGAACAACCAUCUAUUCAUUGCAGUUGUACAUUGUGAAACAACAAUGUGUAUACUUCCUGGGUGACAGCCGCAUUAGUUGGGCAGUUUUUCUUGCAACAAUAGCUUGCGGUGUAACUAGAUUAGCUGAUCUGAUUUUGGUGAAAUACCCAAGCCAGUUUAGAUAAGCAGGCGACGUACGUAAUACAAAUUAGAAAGAACCGUAC
Messenger RNA from Pseudomassariella vexata, 2023 nucleotides. RefSeq names its product DUF1479 domain protein. The transcript is spliced from 3 exons. NCBI's taxonomy places the organism in Eukaryota, Fungi, Ascomycota, Sordariomycetes, Amphisphaeriales, Pseudomassariaceae. The record is from RefSeq and is a predicted model, not a curated record. Bases 320 to 1822 code for a protein of 500 amino acids.